Messenger RNA from Anisakis simplex (herring worm), 1794 nucleotides. The record is from the annotation of a GenBank genome assembly. NCBI's taxonomy places the organism in Eukaryota, Metazoa, Nematoda, Chromadorea, Rhabditida, Anisakidae.
UGUUGGAAAGGUUCUGUACGCAUCGAUAUGCGUGAUCCUUUUCGUGCAGCCCUAGAGGCAGCUGCAGUAGCCUCAUCGCAACAUCGACCACGCGCCUCCAGAUCCAUUAAGCAUACCAAAAUUUUCGAAAUGGUUAUGCAAAUUCUUUCAUCUACCCUAUCACCUCAAACCUCGAAUACAACGUUGUCAAUAGCUGAUUUCAUUGACGAUUCAGCUGAGUUCUCGUCUCUAACGACCAUGUCGUCAACCUCAAUUCGACUCUUCACCAAUCAGUCAGUGUACAAUGAAACCGAUCAGACUGCCAAAUCACAAUGGCAUCAAACAAAAUUUAUGUGUAUAGUAGCGAUAGGCUCAAUAUUUGCCAUCCUAACAACAGUGGGCAAUUUGAUGGUUAUGGUCAGCUUCAAAAUUGAUAAGCAGCUGCAAACGAUCAGCAAUUACUUCCUGUUCAGUCUAGCAGUUGCGGAUAUCGCGAUUGGAAUAGUGUCUAUACCUCUGAUGACUUAUUAUAUGGCUGUUGAUACGCAUUGGGGUAUUGGUUACACGAUGUGUCAAUUUUGGUUAUGUCUUGAUUAUUUUAUGUCGAAUGCGUCUGUACUUAAUUUAUUGUUGAUCUCAUUUGAUAGAUACUUCUCCGUAACCAGACCACUCACCUAUCGUCCAAGGCGAACAGCAAAGAAGGCAUUGACUAUGAUCGCCAGCACUUAUAUUAUAUCGUUAAUUCUAUGGCCACCAUGGAUCAUCAGCUGGCCUCAUAUUGAAGGUCGUUUUACGAAUGAAGAAAAAUGCGUAGUGCAGUUUAUUGAGACGAAUCAAUUCGCCUCGGUUGGCACUGCAAUUGCAGCCUUUUAUCUGCCACUUUCGAUUAUGAUUGUACUCUAUUCGAGAGUUUAUUACGAGACCAAAAAGCGUCAGAAGGAAAUGACUCGCCUGCAGGCUGGACAAUUGAGGCAGUCAUUGAGCAAACGUGAAAUUCAUUCAACAACCUCAUCAACAUCACUAACUGCGAAAAAUUCCUUCAAUCGUAAUAACUUAUUACCUGCGAUUCGAUAUCCGGAUGGAAUCAGAGAAGAAUCGAAAACGCGGAAACGAUCCUGCCUGAGAUCAUGUUUGGGUAGAAGCGGAAUCUCUUCCGAUGAUAGUAGUAGCGAUGUGACCGCACGUGUUGCUGCGGACGAUACCUCACUGAGAAGUAGCAGUAUGGGCUCUAUGCGGCGACCGAACUCGAAACACUCACCUCAUCGUAGUCCAUCGCUAUCACAGCAUAAAGAUAGCAGCAAAAAAACGUCCGAUAUGAGUGGUCAUUACCGAAAUAGUAGUGGACAGUUUAGGUCACGGAAAGUUGAUCGACCUCCGACCUACACAGUGCUGAUCGAGUUGAAAGACGGAGAGGGUAAGCGACCAUCAGUACGGCUGUCUUCUUGUGAGGCUGACGAACUUCCUGGGCAAGCAGGCAAAGACGAUCAGCGCAAAAGUGAUAAAGAAAGGCGGAAGAAUGAGAGGAAACAAGAGAGCAAGGCCGCGAAAACGUUAUCAGCGAUCCUUUUCGCGUUCAUUAUCACAUGGACUCCUUACAACGUGAUCGUUUGUUGGGAAGCGUUCUACAAGCACUCAAUACCGGAAGUCUACUUCCAUAUUGGAUAUUGUCUCUGCUAUAUCAAUUCGACUAUAAAUCCGCUCUGUUACGCACUCUGCAAUGCCAGAUUCCGCAUGACAUAUAUGCGUAUUCUGAAAGGCCGUUGGAAACAACAACGAUCCAAUCUGAUGCGAGAUGCAUAUUUAGUUCGGAUUUGA